Scomber japonicus (chub mackerel) is the source of this 5343-nucleotide messenger RNA. RefSeq names its product SPNS lysolipid transporter 2, sphingosine-1-phosphate (gene spns2). Lineage: Eukaryota; Metazoa; Chordata; Actinopteri; Scombriformes; Scombridae. Gene Ontology annotation, biological process: transmembrane transport; sphingosine-1-phosphate receptor signaling pathway; lipid transport. Gene Ontology annotation, cellular component: membrane. Bases 225 to 1730 code for a protein of 501 amino acids. The record is from RefSeq and is a predicted model, not a curated record. The transcript has 13 exons. Gene Ontology annotation, molecular function: transmembrane transporter activity; sphingolipid intramembrane carrier activity.
ACACUGGUAGAAAAAUAUGAUCCCGAGGAGAGCGGCUCCUGCGUUUCAAUACUCAAGACAACAAUUUCACCGCGACUCAUUUCAAUAGAAAUCUCAAACCCAUUCACCAGUCUGCUCCUUGUUGAACUCUUUUUCUCUACUCCAUCCUUUUUUUUCUUUCUCUAUUUCUUUUAUUUUUUAAAAAUUCUUUUAUAUUUUUUGCGCUGGAUCUUUCGUGCCAAAAAAUGUGUGUGGAGAGCGAUGGAUGUGAGAUAGAAGGCUGCAGCAGUUCGGAUGAGGUGCGCACGCUGUCGGGCAGCAUGAGCCCCGCACUGAAAUCCAACCCGGACCUUCACCCCUGCAAACCCGGUCAGAAAUUCCGAGCCGCGCUGCUCAGAUGCCGUUCACCGGCUGCUGCUGCCGGGAUCCUCAGCUUUGGGAACGUCCUCAAUUAUAUGGAUAGAUACACUGUGGCCGGUGUUCUGCUUGACAUUCAGCGGCAUUACAAAGUAUCUGACAGUGGAAUUGGCUUGUUGCAAACAGUCUUCAUCUGCAGCUUCAUGGUGGCAGCUCCCAUCUUCGGUUACCUGGGCGACCGCUUCAACAGAAAGGUCAUCCUGAGCUGUGGCAUUUUCUUCUGGUCCAUUGUUACACUGUCGAGCUCCUUCAUCAGCAGAGAGUACUAUUGGCUGUUUGUACUCUCCAGGGGACUGGUGGGCAUCGGCGAGUCCAGCUACUCCUCCAUCUCUCCCACCAUCAUAGGAGACCUGUUCACUAAUAACAGCCGCACCAUGAUGCUUUCCGUCUUCUACCUGGCCAUCCCCCUGGGAAGUGGUUUGGGUUACAUCCUGGGCUCCAGCGCCAAGGAAGCUGCGGGAGACUGGCACUGGGCACUGAGGGUGUCCCCGGUUUUAGGGAUGACGGCGGGGGCUCUGAUCCUGCUCUUCGUGCCUGAGCCAAAGAGAGGCUGCGUCAACCAGAUGGGAGCAUGCAUCAAAACCUCAUGGGCCUGUGACAUGAAGGCACUCGCCAAGAAUCGGAGCUAUGUGUUCUCCUCGUUUGCAACUUCUGCCGUGUCCUUUGCUACGGGUGCGUUUGGUAUGUGGAUCCCCAUCUACCUGACCAGAGCCCAGGUGGUGCAGAAGACAGCAGAGCCCUGCACCAAAGAGAUCUGCAGUAGCACAGACAGUCUGAUCUUCGGGGCGAUCACCUGUGUGACCGGGCUGUUAGGCGUGGUCAUCGGGGCGGCCACCACACGACUGUGCCGCCAGAGGACCGAGCGAGCCGAUCCGCUGGUGUGCGCCGUCAGCAUGCUGGGCUCGGCCAUCUUCAUCUGCCUCAUCUUCGUGGUGGCCAAGAAGAACAUCAUAGGAGCUUAUGUUUGCAUCUUCAUAGGAGAGACGCUGCUGUUCUUGAACUGGGCCAUAACAGCGGACAUUUUAAUGUUUGUCGUUAUUCCCACCCGGAGAGCAACGGCGGUCGCAUUUCAGAGCUUCACCUCUCAUCUCCUGGGUGACGCGGGAAGUCCGUACCUGAUAGGCCUGAUUUCGGACGGCCUUCAGCAUCGCUACGCGACAUCAGCAAUGUGGCAGUUCCUCAGUCUGGGUUACGCCCUCAUGCUGUGCCCCUUCAUCAUCGUCCUGGGGGGCAUGUUUUUCCUGGCAACCGCGCUGUUUUUCCUGGAUGACAGAGAGAAGGCCGACAAACAGUUAAACCAGCUGUCACGAUCACCCUCCACGGUCAAGGUAUGACCAGGUGACAAGUGUAUGAGGAGACAUCUGAAGGAGCAGCCAAACUCAAUAAGGACGACUACAUGGAGAUAAAAAAGCGAGGGCAGCUGAUCCACCUCUUUAAAACCACGCCCAUGUCCUCUUCCUCGUCCUCACCGCGCCCCAGAUCAUCCUCCUUCCCUCUUCCUCCUCCGCUUGGCUCCUGCUGUUCUUCCUUUUUUUUUUUUUUUUUUACACGCUCAUGGAGAGACUGCUCAUAACUGGAACGAGGGAGCGUCUUGCCCCUCCUCGAUACGCCUCUAAAAAUCACAGGUCGGCGAGAAGGCGCACAGCGGUGUGUGUCAAAAAUCGCCGACCCCGACAGCUGGUGUCCUCCUCACCUCUGUCUGCGAAGAUCCACUGACCCUUCAAAAAGGGAGGAGGUGGGGGUGGCAAAGUCCCCUGUGACCACUCCGACUCCUGAUGCCAUACUACUGAAUGCUGACCAUGAACCUGCCCUGUCUGUCUGCCUGUCUGUCUCUACACGUCUGUCUGUCUGUUACAUCAGCUGUCAAUCUGCACCAAGUGCCAUAGCGUUACUACAUUCCUUCACACUUUGCACUGACCACCAUCAACCCUCAUGACAUCAUCACUGACUAUGUUUACAUGCACAUUAUAAUUUAGCUCUAGGCCAUGAAAUUUGUUCAAUUGAGCUGUUUAUAUCUGCUAGACAGUAGAAGCAGCAUCAUUUGUAGAGCACAGCCAUAGAGCUCCAUCAGUGUCUGUUUUUGCUCCCAUACACAUUUUCCACAAUUUAUUCAGCCUUUCAUUUCUGUAAACAGAAAGUAGCUGCAAAUUCAAGCUAUGUGGAGCGAGUGAUGCAACUAAAACAUGCUGCAGGAAACAGUUAGUAUCAAAGUGUUUGUUUAUCUGUUUAAAUAAGUCUCUCCAUGAUGUGGCUAAUAUCAGAGUGACAGUAUUACCAACACACACAUUGAAGUAACAUACAUAAAUACAGUGUUUACAUGAUGAAUGUAGUAUUGUCAUAAUAGCAUCGCAAUCAAAAGUUUCGCUGUGCAUGUUAACAUAGCCGUAGAUGAACAGCCAAAAAGUGUAACUGUCUAUUUUGGUCAGUGAAUCAGCCUUAAAAAAUUGGAGCUUUCACAUCAACAGAGCUAGCCAGCUGUUUCCUUUGACCCCACCCCCCCACAUGUGUUUUGAUUUGCUUUUUUAGCUUUUAGCACUUAAAUCAGUGUAGAUGGUGCCAGAGAACACGACAGAGAUAUGAGAUUUCUGCACAUUAUUUUUCACAAGGUUUUUGUGAUAUUUUUUUAAUUUUCUGUGUGCGUGUGUGUGCGUGUGUGUGCGUGUGUGUGCGUGUGUGCGUGUGUGUGUGUGUGUGCGAAUGUGUGUGCGAAUGUGUGUGUGAAUGUGUGUGUGAGAUUGUGUGUGACAUUGCAUUUGAAACUGGAGGUUACUGCGUAUGAUUGUUUCAGAAGGAUAAUGAUGAUGCAAUCCGGGCAAUUUAAAGAGGACACUGGAUUAUAUAUUUUAUAAUUUAUAAUGUACAUGCUUUUUUCUCAAAUGUAAAUGAAAUGCUACUCUUUUGACUUGGAGCCAUUUUAUGGAAUAACACCUGUGUUGUUGUUUUUUUAUGUAGAUGAGAAGCAAUACUAUUCUUUUUUUUUUUUCUUUUGUGGAAGCCAACCUUUUGUAUCCACACUGCCUUAUCAGUGAGCUGGCUUUCCCUUUAAAGGGUAUAGCUCUCUGAUGGCUGGUUUUGAAUUUCUGGAAACAACACCCACACAGAGACAGAGUCACCACUAAUGAUGGAUUCCAGUCUCACUCCAUGUUGGUUACAAUAACAGACAUUGUGAAAAAAGACCUUUCCCUCUCAAUUUGUAGAUAUCCCAUUUCACGAUUAGAAGACUGGACUUUUGGAAAGAGCUGGAGUCACAGUCAUCGGUUUAUUAGUGAGGGAAAUCAAAAUCCCAGACAGGAAGAGGAAAUCCUUCGGCCCCAGGUGGCUGGCUCUUAUCGUUGAUAACAGAUAAGCGAGGAAUCCCCCACUUUGAAACCGAACUGCCAUGUCUUCAGAUGUCACAGCAGGAGCUGAAAAACAGAGUCCCCUUCAAUACCUGCAUUUAAUAGCAGCAAAGAACAGCAUAGCGAUUUAGAUAGGAAAUAUGAGUCCACAAUUAGACCAAAGGCUUGGAUUUGAUUACUAUGCAUCCAUUACCGUAUCAGAUUUGUAAUUAUGCAAAUUAAAUGUAAUCUCCCACAAAGAAAAAGAAACUCAGAGAGGAAGCUAGUUUUGUAUAUACAAACAUAUAGUCAUUAGAAGCUCCCUUUUUUGUAGUAGUAGACACAAUUUUACUGAAACCUUUAAUCCACUAAUGGAAUCUAAGGUUUUAAAACUUGUGCAUAAAGAGGAAAAAAAGCACUUUGCACACAUCCAAGAAAACACAGAAAGAGGAGGAUGGAUUGACCUCAGCGGAGGAAUAAAGGGAGACGUUGAGUUGGUCCUUGUAGCAUUGAUGUGUGAGAAUGACUCACUGGCAGUGUGUGGGGUGCUGUGUGGGUUGUGUCCUUGUUGCCAGAUCAUUAGCUUUAGCUUCUCUCCAACUGCGUGGAGCUCUCUGAAUGUGAUUCUGUCCAACCUGACGUGUUUACACACCUACAUCUUCUUAAUGAACUAAGCUUCUUACCUUCCUUUUAUUGAUUCUUUUUUUUAAUGUUACCAAAUUUGUUUUUUUUUAUUAUAACUACAAUAGAUAUAUAUAAAUAUAUAAAUAUAUAUAUAUAGCUAUAUCACGCAGCAACUUUAAUAUAUUGUAAAUGAUGGCUUGGAUGCAAUGUAUUUAUUUGUUACCAUAAUGAAGAAUAAUCUGUAAAGGGAAGUUUAAGGUUUGAGUAUUCUACAGUUUGUUGUAUGUCUUUGGGUUUAGAAAUGCCUGUUUGUUCAUCCUUUUAUAUCACCAUGAAACAACACAAUACCUUUUUUACAUCACUAAGAUUCAUCCUGUUUACUGUGAUCAUGAAUUGGACAUCUCACACAUGGAAUUGCAAUGUGAUUUUUGAAUUUGAAGACAACGUAUUAGUGUCAUCUUUACGAUGCAAUACUUUUGCAUUCAUUUUUGUAGCUCUUGUAUGUGUUUUUUUUCAGAGUAACUGAUCAAAUCAUUUUGCACACUUAAUGUUCAGGGAUUUGUUUGAACCAUAGCCUAGCAUCCCAUCGCAGCCUCUGUCGCAGAGGUCUGUCACUUCAUGCUCACAGUAAGUGCUGACACAUUGUCAUCUAUCAUCAGUAGGGGCGUUGGCUCUGGUCAGAUGGGUCAUGAAUUGAGUUUCACUUUGCCAAAUUUAGUUGAUUUAGCAUCAAUCCUUUAGUAUAGGUCUGUUGUAUUGAGUAAUUCUAUGUUAAUAAUCACUGAAGUGAUGUAUUGAGAAUGUGCUAUUUCUUGUCAUACAAGAAUUGUGUAUAAAGAAACCUAUUUCUGAUGUUGAGCAGAAAACAGAGGUUAUUUUUAUUUUUAGAGCAAGUCAAUACAAGAGAUGUGUCAAAGGAUAUUAUUGUAGAACUGAACUGUGAUGCUCCCUUGGGGUUUGAUAGAAAAUGUACAUGUCUGUAAAUCAAAUAAAACUAUUUAAUCAC